AUGGCAAAUGAGCCCAUGGUCACCGAGACCGCGGGUGGGAGCAAACGAACAAGCAGCGAGAAUCAAACAAGCGAGGUUGUGCGCAAGCGGACGAAGAUUGUCGUCGAAGUCCCUCCCAAAAAGCCGCCAAGCGGCCCUAGAAGAAGUGCACACUUCUACUACGCCGACGGCAACAUCACUGUGAUCGUCGAAGAUGUCGAGUUCCGGCUGCAUCUAUCCCGGUUGAUGAAGCAUUGCAACCUCUUCUCACGACUCUGGAAGCUCGCGGAAGCGCAGGACGACCAGGAUAACGUGACCCUCGUCGAUUCCACCCCACACGCAAGGGCCGAAGAGCGCCAUGGCGCAGCUUAUCCUAGAAGGAGAGAGGAUCCGGGAACUGCAGAAAACGCAGGUCACACGGGCAUGGUAGAGGAUCAACGAGAAGCUCACGGCCCCACCGGAGAGGCGAGACAUGUGCUCAAGGGCAUCAGCGCUGCGGAUUUCACUGAUUUUUUGCGCGUUUUGGAGAACCCAUGGCAUGUACACACGCGCACGUAUACAUUUCAGUACACUAAUCACCUUCUCUCGUGCGCAAUGUAUUCUAGCAUGUAUAGAUCAACGCCCCCAGCACCGGGUGUCGCUAUAUCGCUCUUACGCGUGGCGAAUCAGCUGGGAUGCAUGUCGGUUUUAGAGGUAGCGAGGGACCGCCUCCGCACCCUGUGGUCUCCCAGGGUUCCCUUGCGCAACUCGAAGAGGAAAGGCCUCAGCAACGCUAUCACUAUCAUUGCUCUCGCACGCGAAUGCGGUACUCCGGAGCUCUUGAAAAGAGCGUUCUACGAGGUUCUCCGCAACCAGUCCUUCUGGGAAGGCGUGGUUGACAACAGGGACAGCCUGAAGAUCCUCGACGCCGACUUGCUCAACUUAUAUCACGCCCGUGAAGUCUUGCAGAGACAGUGGUGGACGCUGCUUUUUGCGCUGCCUGGAUCCGCGUGCCUCGGCUCCGCUACACAACCGCAGCGAUGCCUUUACAACACUCCCGCUGAGCGUGCGGCCCAUUGGCGGUCGCAUUUCAUCGAGACGGCGGAGCUGGAGAAGGGAGCCGCGGAUCCGGUAUGCUACGUCGACACCCUGCUCGACGGGCCAUUCUUCCAGCAGCCGAACGGAACAUGGUGCAAGGCGUGUCUCGCCGACAGAAAGGCCGCGUGGAGUGCUGCAAAGAUUCAGUGGUGGGAUAUGCUCGAUGGACUGUUCAAAAUUGACGUCAACGCUGCAGUGUGA
Trametes versicolor FP-101664 SS1 is the source of this 1257-nucleotide messenger RNA. RefSeq lists its product as uncharacterized. The record is from RefSeq and is a predicted model, not a curated record. NCBI's taxonomy places the organism in Eukaryota, Fungi, Basidiomycota, Agaricomycetes, Polyporales, Polyporaceae. The coding region runs from base 1 to 1257 and encodes 418 amino acids. The transcript is spliced from 2 exons.